AUGGUUGGACGUGGUGUCAAAUGCAUUGUCAAAGAGAGAUUAGAAUAUUCAGCUAAAGUGACCAACUGGCUGCAAGCAAGGCGUUUGAAAUGGUUGGACCAACGAAUGGACGAAACUCGCUUUACGAAGCGAGUACUGAACGCGAAGCCUGAUGGCUGGCUGCCGUCAGGAAGGCUUCCAACAAAAUGGCAAGAUCUCUUUCGAACUAACAUGACAUGGAAAGAACUGGAGGGAUCACGCAUUUAUUCAAUUCAGCUGAAAGGCUUGUACGGCACGCGGAAUCGUCUUCAAUGCAACUGA
Soboliphyme baturini is the source of this 300-nucleotide messenger RNA. NCBI's taxonomy places the organism in Eukaryota, Metazoa, Nematoda, Enoplea, Dioctophymatida, Soboliphymatidae. The record is from the annotation of a GenBank genome assembly.